GUGUGACAUCCCUUUUUGUUAUUUGCUUUUAUGUUUUUGUUUGCUAUAUUGUUACCUGUUCCGAGCCGGGGGUCUAUCGGAAACAACCUCCUUGUGGGUGUCUUGUUUCUUUUAUUAUCCGGCAGUGUAAUAUCUCUUUUUAUUGCUUGCUUUUAUGUUUUUGCUUGCUAUACUUUAUAUGUCCUGAGCUGGGCAUCUACCGGAAACAGCCUCCUUGUGGUGUCUUGUUUCCUAUUCUCUGGCGGUGUGAUAUCCCUUUUUAUUGUUUGCUUUUAUAUUUUUGUUUGUUAUCCUGUUAUCUGUUCUGAACCGGGGGUCUAUCAGAAACAACUUUUCUACUUCAUCUGAGGUGAGGUAGUGGUAUAGACUGCGUACACUUUACCUCUGAAUCCCACUUUGUGGGAAUACACUAGUGGACCGACAAAGAAGGAAAGACACCAUUGAUUGUAGCGUGCAUGAAGCCGAAUGGCUUGAAUGUUGCAAAAACUUUGCUUGAGCUCGGUGCUAAUGUCAAUGCUUACCGGCCAGGAUAUGGUGCUGGAACUGCACUGCAUCAUGCAGCUAAGAGAGGUCUGGAUGAUAACGUUCAGUUACUUCUUUCCUAUGGAGCAAAUCCAUUGAUCAAGAACGAUGGUUGCCAAACUCCACUUGAAGUUGCUCGAGCAAAGGGUUUUAGCAAUGUCGUUCGUACUAUUGAGAGACAAAUCUGCAUUUUCUCCGGCUGGAUGAGGGAGUUCUAUGGUCGAGGAAUUCUUGAAGCUUUAGCUCCUCAAUUGUUAUCUAGGAAGAUUUGGGUUGUAGUCGUACCUUGCAGUAUAGCUGAUCCUGCGAAGCCUCUUAAAUUGGAGCUGGCGAUAUACUCAUCCUUACAGGAUGCCCAGCCUCGUAAUGUUAUCGCCUUAUGGAAGGCUAAUGUUGAGGAGCUAAGGUGGCAACGAUCAGAUCCUGUGCUGACAAUUUUCGACAAGACCAGUAAUACUCGAUAUAACUUUACAUCAGUGAGCGAUUCCGAGCAACAACAGCUUCAGUUGUUGCACAGAGCAUGUAUUGCUGCAAUUGAGGUCACGCCUCGUCGCUUACCACAGAAUACCCGAACCACAGUGCCACAAUCUGAAACUGCUGCACAAGCAAUGGAAUUAGCAAUUGGAAUCAACUCUUCCAUUCAUUCUGCUAAAGAAAAUAAGAUUUUACAUCAUCACGGACAAAGCUCCGGUGUGAAAAAUGGAAAUGACUGGUGUGAUGACACCGAUGAUUCUGCCUACAACGGAUGGGGUUCACUUGUCAGAUCCGAGCCUACAUGUGAAAUUACUAACUACAAUUGGACGGGUGACAGAACUAAGGUCCAAGAAAAUGGAUGGGGAAGUAACGCAGAUGUAUCCAGUCAACGACAGCAGCAAUCGCUUCCUAAAUCCACAUCUUCUGAACUAAGCUGCAGCGGAUGGAAUGCCGAGCCUGCUGUAGAACAGUACAAUGGAUGGGGCAUGCCUGAGCCUCGGCAGGGACAUAGAGAUGCCUCGGAUAAAGUUCAUUAUCAAGGAUGGGGACACACCGCAAAGGACAAAACAGAAUCCCCAGGUGUAACUAGCCGUGAAUCAAUGGCUAAUGCAGACAAUGCAUCUGAGUUUAGACCGAUUGUCUAUCUGGUUGAAAAUGCUGAAACUCGAGAAGGCAACAAUCCUGCUUUUGAUUUUGCGUCCCCUUCAGCUCCACCACUUCCAGAAGAGGUUGUACACGAAGAAACUGUUUGUUAUCCGGCCAUAGAUCUUAGCCCAUUGCACCUGUUGAAUCCUCAUGUGGAUCAAAAAACAGCUUCUGUUACGACUCAAAAGGAAAAUGAACAUGAACAUGAACAUGAACCUGCAUUGUGUAUAAUAUGUUGGGAAGGUUCAGUUGAAGGAGCCUGUGUACCUUGUGGUCACAUGGUUGGCUGCAUCCAGUGUUUGAACCAGAUCAAAUCCAAGAAAGGGGAAUGCCCCAUCUGUCGAGUAAAAAUCGAUCAGAUUAUAAAGCUCUACUCCGUUUGAGAGUUGAAGGAGUGGAGCUAGAAGAAGAUCGCAAAAGGCAUGGUUUGAAGGGGUGUAUACGAGCUUUGCUCGAUUGAGUAGUAGUAUUCGAUCUCUUAUUUUCUUUUGGUGCACCCAUGUAGUUCAUGUUUGUAUACAGGAAUGUGCGCAGGGGCGUAUGCAGGAUUUUGAGAGGGUGGAUGUACUAUUAAGAAAAUACUUCAAGCGUGGCUUCAUUCAUCUAUAUUUAAAUAUUUUUAAAAGAAUAUAACAUCACUACAUAUGAUC
This is a messenger RNA of Capsicum annuum, 2291 nucleotides long. RefSeq names its product putative E3 ubiquitin-protein ligase XBAT35. Gene Ontology annotation, molecular function: protein binding. The transcript has 10 exons. Lineage: Eukaryota; Viridiplantae; Streptophyta; Magnoliopsida; Solanales; Solanaceae. The record is from RefSeq and is a predicted model, not a curated record. Bases 456 to 2024 code for a protein of 522 amino acids.